Messenger RNA from Trichomonas vaginalis G3, 312 nucleotides. RefSeq lists its product as uncharacterized. The record is from RefSeq and is a predicted model, not a curated record. Lineage: Eukaryota; Parabasalia; Trichomonadida; Trichomonadidae. The transcript has a single exon. Bases 1 to 312 code for a protein of 103 amino acids.
AUGCAAAGUUUUAUAGAAAAAUAUGAUGAUGAAUUAACUCAAAAUCUUACAACAUGCUUAGAAGCAAACGAAAGUGCAGAAAAGAAUAUUAUGGAGUGCAAAGAUUUAUUAUUUGUUCAGCCUCCAUCGACAGAUCAAAUUAGAACAAAAUAUUUCGAUACAGUUAGAAAGGAAUGCGCUGCUGAAAUGAAGCAACUAUUCGAAACAUUAGAAAAAGGCUCAGAUAUGAAGGCUGCGCAUACAAUUGAAUAUUAUAUUAGCGGCUAUGAUCUAUACGACCAGGACGAGCAAGCAGUUAUUAUGCAGUGCUAG